Messenger RNA from Acromyrmex echinatior (Panamanian leafcutter ant), 6768 nucleotides. Its product is annotated as phosphatase and actin regulator 2. NCBI's taxonomy places the organism in Eukaryota, Metazoa, Arthropoda, Insecta, Hymenoptera, Formicidae. The record is from RefSeq and is a predicted model, not a curated record. Gene Ontology annotation, molecular function: actin binding. Gene Ontology annotation, biological process: actin cytoskeleton organization.
GGCGGCGGCGGCGGCGGCGUCGUCCGUUGAGUUCGUGUCGCUCGGGCGGCGCGUAUCCGUGUGUCAGUGUGCGUGAACAGUGCGUGGUGUAUACAGCAGCAGCAUCAUCGGUGCCGUCGACGACGAGGAAGAUCGCUAGGGAUCGCCAUCACUCCGGUUUCCACAGACGUUUCCUUCCCAUCCGCGUGGACUCCUCGCGGCGGCGGCGACGGUGGUGGGGAAUUUUUCACAUUUGGAGUUCGGAGUACUACGCGCGCCGCUCCCCCGUGUGUUUACGAUCGUUGCGUCCUCUCUAUCGCUGUCUCGCUCUCCUCUCACCUGCGCUCCUCGCUCGCCUGGCGCGCGGACAGGUGUCGCGUGGAAGCCGAACGUAGGAGAGAGCCGACGCCUGGUUCCGAUCUCUGUGAUAUUAAACGUCGGGUGGCCCUUCGCCGGUGGUCACGACGGCUCUUCCUCGAAAUCCUGCCGAGAUAAAACGAGCCCUCCACUGCCCGUGUCGUCGUCGUCGUCUUUCAUCGUCGACGACUGCCAAAGAGGACGCGAUUCUCCUCCAGUCAUCAACGUCGUCAGUCACUCUCACGGUUCUCCGUACGAGUUAUUUUCCAUGGUAUACGUGCCAAUCGUGUGUGGAAUUCCUUUGUAAAUAGCCAACGAUUCUCCAUGAAGCCAGUUUCGAUUUAAAUGACUUUUCGUACGUCCGUCUACUCUGAAUCCUGUGCCAUAAUCUCGAUAAGAAUAAAGUCGCCUUUCGCAUCAAGAAAAGAAAUCUCUCUGUCUGGAAGAAGACGGUGCAAGAUAAUUGACUCGACGUCUGUAAUCAAGGCUGGCGAUAACGAGUGCGUCAUUCGUUCGAUAUAUAAUAAUAACAACAACCACGCGGUUAAACGAAGCUCGAGAGAUCACGCUCCAACUCAACGUACAAGUUUACAAGUGGAGGCUGAAACAUCUCUCGGAAUAAAUAUUGUCUCUUUGUCGCUCCGCGAUGUUCAGAUGAACGCACGCCCGGGAAUAAUCGAUAAUUCUCGAUAGUUGAUCGAGAACGACGAUUGGGUGAUCCCGAGGUAUCUCGAGGAUCAUUAUCGUCGUCACGGGAUCGCGUGAGGAGAAGAGCUUGAGCACGUGGGAGCCGCGCGAAUCUCAUCGUCGGAGCCGUGGAGCCGCGAACGAGAAGUGGUGAACGACGACGACGCGAGCCGCCGAUCCCACGAGCAGGUGCACACCGGGAUGCGCGCCGCGUUGACAGGGACCACCCGGUAGCUCCGUUGCCGGCAUUCGUAGCGAUCCUCAGUCCGUGGCGCCGAAAGAGACGGGGUCGCUGCAAGGAUCGGGCCCCGAACGCGAUGUCCAUACGCGUGAGUGGCGUCUACCUGGUGCCUACCAGCCCGGGCAAUGACAACGGCGGCAAUGACAAGACCGGCGUGGACGGCAGUUUGCAUCAUCAACAGCAGCACCAUCAUCAUCACCACCAUCAUUCGACGACGAAAACGGUGACGAUCGUGACGGCGCCGCAGCGCAGUAAUAGUUUGGAUUACCUCAACUUCGAGGAGAAGAGACAGAUCAUCGCGUCGUCUUUGUCUCUGAGUGACUUUUUGGCGCAUGGACCGGCGGCAGCUGCGGCUGCUGCCAAGGAGGUGGCGGCGAACACGGUGAUCGCGAAAAAGCAAAAUGGUGCUGCUCUACGAACAAACAGUUUGGGUUCGGGUGCAAGAACGCCGCCCUUGGAAAGAAAAAGUAAAUUUUCUGCCCUCGGUAGACUCUUCAAACCUUGGAAAUGGAAGCGGAAAAAGAAAUCGGAUAAAUUUGAGGCCGCUUCUCUGUCGCUCGAGAGAAAAAUCUCAGUACGUGCCAGCAGAGAUGAAUUGGUGCAGAAAGGGAUAUUGCUGCCCGUGAUACGGUCAACAUCGUUUCCGGAAAACGAAACGAUAAGCGAGUCGGCGACGGACGCACAAAAACCACCGUCACCGCAGCAAGCGCCUCAGCAACAGCAGCAACAACCGUCGCAGCAACAACCUCCUGGCGGUACCGUGAUUGGUGGUACUGGGGGUGGUGACGGCACCCCCGCGGCAACACCCACGUCCGCUGGUAACGUGCAGCAAUCCCAGCAAGCGAUACCCUCGGCCACACCGACCCCGACGACUGCCAACCCCCAUUCUACUGCAGGAGUCCCUAGCAGCAAUCAACCAUCGCCCCAUCCCUCGCCUCUCUACCCCGUAUUACCGCAGCAGGCCGGCCAGCCCAAUGGCAGCACGCAAGAGCCGAAGAAGGAAAAGACUGAACAGAAUGCAAAUGGCGCGAUAUCGCCGAGCGCGGGGGGGGCGGGGGGGGGGGAGCCGAAAGCCGCCAAUUUGGGCUCGGCUACGACCGGGUUGGCGAUGCCGGUCCCGGGCCCGGCUCCGGAUGCCGGGGACCAGCAAAAGCCAAACAGGCCGAACACCCUCGACGCCAGGGUGGUAGCCAGGAGGCUGAUCUUGUUCGACAUGGACAAGGGGGUGCUGGAUCAGAGCGCCGACAAUCAGCAGGUAAUCGAGAGGUGUUACCCGUUACCACCUCAGAAUACCCUGAUGCUGUCGGAGCUCCCAGAGCCGCCGAUACCGUUGAGCGAAAUUGGCCCUAUACCACCCCCGCCCAUGUUCAGCUCCCCGAGUCCUACUUUGCUAGCGAGACAACGGCAAAUACCGCUCUCGGACUGCGAGGACGAGGAUGAGGAGGAUGGCGAUGUGGAAGAAGAGGACGACAAUAUGUACCUCUUCAGGAUGUCGCAGCCUGAUCCGGCGAUUGAUACGUCUCGUGUCGAGGAGAUACCGGCGAAGGAGCCGAAAUUCCAUGCCGUGCCGCUGAAGAGUGUCCUGAAGAAACGAGGCUCCGGAAGCGGGCCUGGUACGCCUCAAAACACUCCGACGCAGGAAAACAGGCCGCUGACGCUUCGCCAGGAGCUCCAUGCCUCGUUCAAAAGGCCACCGUUGAGGCCUAGGAUGAGAAUAUGCAGUCGCCCGGUCAGAUUUGGCCUCGCUCUACCCUGUACUUUAGAGAACAAGGAGAACGCGAGACCUUACGUCAUCCGAGAAGAUGCGGACGGCGACUCCGGCGACGGACAAGUCCUCUACAGGGAUGAUUAUGACGAUGAGAAAAGCCGUUUGGCAGCCAAGAUCGCGCGCAAGGAAUCACUUUCGCUGAAACUCGCCCUUAGGCCAGACAGACAGGAGCUCAUCAACAGGAACAUCCUUCAGCUGCAGACAGAUAAUGAGAGGCAGGAGACGAAAGAGGCCAUCGGCGCCAAGCUUAUCAGGCGGUUGAGCAUGCGGCCGACCCAGGAGGAACUUGAAGAGAGGAACAUUUUGAAAAAGCAAAGCCCCGCCGAGGAAAAGAAGCAAAAGGAGGAGAAAAAACGUUAUCUGCUGCGAAAGCUGAGUUUCCGACCGACCGUUGAAGAGCUCAAGGAGAAAAAGAUUAUUAGGUUCAACGACUAUAUUGAGGUAACGCAGGCUCACGAUUACGACAGAAGAGCCGACAAGCCUUGGACGCGGUUAACUCCGAAGGACAAGGCUGCUAUUAGGAAGGAGUUAAACGAGUUCAAGAGUUCGGAGAUGGCCGUUCACGAGGACAGCCGACACCUCACCAGGUUCCAUAGGCCAUGACAAUUGCAAUGUGUUGAGGUGCUACAGUGUGGUGCGGGUAUACGUGAAGGUGCAGUGUGGUGGCUUCGUGUUGAGGCUGGGUGAAGAAGAAAGAAAGAGAAAAUCGGCUAUCGUUAUUUCCGGAUCUAAAGCCGGAACGAUACUCGUCCGAUCGUGACGGUGAUUUCUUUGACGUUGCUGCGUCGUGUCGUUCGUCGUUGUCGCCAAGCAUCAUCUACUGGCACUUCUUCCAUCAUCGUCAUUUAUACACGUCAACGACAAACGCCACUAUGACGUCGACGAAGAUUGUGAUAGGGUGACUCGCCGCCCCAUCGAAGAGGACUUGGCGGGUCGCUCGCCGAUUUCUUUUCAUAAGGGUCGUUCACACCCGUGCUUAGCCGAGCAAUUGUUUACGCUCUUUCCGACAUCUACUCAACUAUUCUUCAUAUUUGUAUCUUCGACGCUGAUCUCGUUAUAGUACACGCGUCAAGGCGUUUGUAUUCUCAAGAUAUCUUGAAAUAUUCUUAAAACUUUGCGCGAAAAAUUCUCAAGUAGGUACGCUACGCGCAAGUAUCUUCUUCUGCAUUAAACGACAUCAUUGAAGCUUACAAAACUACCUUCGGGUUCAGCUCUUGAAAGCUUUGCCGUUGUGAAAAUCAAAACGUUGUAUAGUAAAUAAGACUUUUUUAUCGAGACGCUCAUGUGUGUCCGGCAUGUUUAAGCUGAACAAGAUCGAAAGUCAUUUUUAAUUAUAUAUCCUGUCUAAUUCAUAACUUUCUUGUUAUGAAUUUUUUAAAUUAUUUUUCUUCGUUGUACAAUAUAUUUAAGAAUCGAGGGACACACGUCUAUUACGAAUGGUAUUUUAGCGAUAAAGAGAUUACGGUGGAAGCGCGUGUCACAUGCAUACCGAUGCAUGAGAAUGUACAGAUUCGCGUGAAAAUUAAUCGUGCUUAAAAUUAAGCGUGAGCGUAAUUCUAAGGACAUUACGAGCGCGCGUGUGAACAUACCCUUAACAUGUAAACACCAUUUUGCAAUCAAGCUAGCUCAUCAGUGUCACCUGGCAUCGUUGUAUAUGUAAAUGUUUCUCAAGUUUCGAACUAUUGUAAUACAGAGAUAUGUAAUAUAUCUCGUUGAUAUCACGAAAAAAAAAAAGAAUACUCGAACCCUGUAACGAUUAUUCGAGGAUCAAACAGGAGGUACAUCACAAGCGAUAUAUCUCGUAAAUAACGUCGAGUAAAGUGAGUUCGGUUUAGUUAAAAAAAAUGUUUUAGUAUUAAUAUUUUUAUACGUUGACGAAUGAACAGCAGAGAGUUUCCGCAAAAUCAUUUUUCGAUAUACCCCUCAUUUUUAAUGACUAAGAUUCGGCUGACGUCCGAAAUUGUGAUUUAUGAUAAUUCCAUGUUCUUACGAUUUUCGCGCGAUCCGCGUAGAGAGUAUAUUCAUUGCUUGGGACUUCACUAAUACUAUUACGUGCAUAGUUCGUUAAGCUCUUCGUAUACACCGCGCGAGGAAUGAAAACAGUGAUUUAGUAUCUACGACAAUCGGUCAACUGUUCGAUCGACAAAACUGUUUUCCUUUACUGCCAGGUAUCACUCUCUCGUAGAGCUGCCUUGAGGAGCAAGCGCUUACGAUUAUUAUCUAAAAAAAAAAAUUAAUAUAAUUGGACGUACACUUCGCGUUCGUGGGAAAUCAGAAAUGCAUUGUGCAAUUAAACUUUGUACAGGAGUAGGUAGCGUGUACAUUAGUGACUAUUAUUAUCAUCAUUGUUAUAUCGAUAAUAUCGCUAUAGGGACGCUCUAUGGUCCUCGUUAAUUUCGAUCGCGUGCGCACUUUUUGCGGCAAUAUUAACAAAUUCAUUAAGAGCAGAUGCGAAGAUCGGUUGUUGUUCCGUAUUCGUUAAGUGCGAAUAAAUUCACAAUGAAAUCUCAUUAAAAAAAAGAAUACAAUUAAACGCAUUUACAAUAAAUACGUAUGUUUACUGCGUAUUUUGAAAGAUACAUUUAUACAAUGGCCAGAUAAUAAAAGAAAUACAUCGUUAAAACCCAGGAUUCACGGCCAUUUAUUAUCAAAUUAAUUUAUGCUCGCAUUAACCGCAUCGGAGCAUCAACAAUAAUUACUCUGCUCAUGUAAAAGCAAUCUGAUGGGUCAACAGUGGAUUGUAGUUCUAAGUUAUAGUCCUGUCUAAUAAUACUGAUGGAAAAAAAAACAUUGAAUUAGGCAGAAUUAGACGCUAACUGACGCUCGGUAACGAUCGGGCUUUUAGUAUCAAGAAACGUUCAAGUUCGUUCUCAACAGAGAAUAGAAAGAAGGAAAAAAAAAAGUAGACGCGUUACAAAUCGCCAUGUUGCGCGCAAAUUUGUAUCUAGAUUCUUUAGCUGAUCGAAAGAACGAAGUCCAACGACGAAGGAGGAAAAAAAGAGUAGGUAAAAAACGAGAAGACACGUGCCUCGAUGUGCGAUGUCUUGCACGCUUAUCUCUGGAAGCUUCUUGCAUCCCCGCCCCGCUUUAUCCUACCUACCCCAGUUAUGCGAAACCGACCCUCCUGCUUCACAUCGCAGUUGACGCGAUGAAGGUUCGUCACAUCUCCUUGUUUUGGAGAACCUGCGAGCGAAGCCAAAAGAAAAAAAAAAGAAAGAGAUAUCGCGAGCUAUGAUCUUACGCGACAGAUGAAUCUACGGCAGCGGUGAGUAAAACGAAGUCGCGGUCAACACAACAACUACUUUCCUCUCCUCGUUUAGAAAUCCUAGUUUUUAACGAUCGUCCAAUGGGGUGAGAGGAUCGGUGUGUAAUGUGUCGAUCUUUCUCUUAACCCGUCGGUGAACUCAGCUGUUCGAUAUUAAUUCGUCAACUUCGAGGUCGUCGAAGGUAUAAAGGAUGAGACGCCUCUACCUUCGGGAAAUACCACGAAGAAACACGUCAUAAGGAACGUCAUAAAAUAAUAAGCAGGGAGAUUAAAGUGUCUCUCUCGUUCCAUUGGUCGAGCGCUGUGGCUACCAUGUAGUCGACAAAUAUAUCCAUUUCCGGAUUGCCUGGGUCGGUAUGAAUGCAUGCCCGCGCGAGUAUGAAUAAUGUGCAUGGAGAGAAAGAUAGGAGUGAGUGAGAGAGAAAGUGUGUGUACGACAGAUUACGAUUACGAAUAAAUAUUUUAGGAAGA